AUGGAAAAGUGGCUCACGGAGCUAUUCCCAGCUUUUCCUAGCACAGGCAGUGCCUGCGUUUCUGACCAUCCUUGUUUUCAGAACGUGCUGGCCCCAGCUCACCGCAGCAUCUUAACUUUAGAGAUGCUCUUGUUGCUUGCAGGACCCUCCCUGCCGGGGCCGUCACCGAUGGACUGUGGACACUUAGCAGAGAGCAGCGAGGAGAUCUGCAGCCCGGGCUCGGAGCCCGAUUCCCUGCAGCCUUGCUCUGCCGGCAGCAAUUCCUGCGUGCCCUUGGCGGCCGGGCCGCGGGCCGGGGCCGCUCCCGCUGCCGCUCCCGCUCCUGUUCCCGCUCCCGUUCCCGUUCCCGCUCCGGGCCGCCCCGCCGCCGCCAACGCCGCCCGGGAGCGCAGCCGGGUGCAGACCCUGCGCCACGCUUUUCUGGAGCUGCAGAAAACUCUGCCCUCCGUGCCGCCCGACACCAAGCUCUCCAAGCUGGAUGUGCUCCUCCUGGCCACCACCUACAUCGCACACCUCACCCGCAGCCUUCAGGAUGAGGAGGAGACACCGGGAGAGGGUUUGGGCACUCUCCGAGGGGAUGGAUACCUGCACCCUGUCAAGAAGUGGCCCAUGCGUUCCAGGUUGUACAUUGGAGCCACGGGACAGUUUCUGACUCACUCAGCACAAGGAGACAGCGCAAACCAUGGGGAAACAUCAACAUCUUCACAGAUCUAA
Molecule: messenger RNA, 714 nt
Organism: Sturnus vulgaris (Common starling)
Lineage: Eukaryota; Metazoa; Chordata; Aves; Passeriformes; Sturnidae
Gene: TCF24
Product: transcription factor 24
Biological process (GO): regulation of transcription by RNA polymerase II; developmental process
Molecular function (GO): protein dimerization activity; RNA polymerase II transcription regulatory region sequence-specific DNA binding; DNA-binding transcription factor activity, RNA polymerase II-specific
Source: RefSeq, a predicted model, not a curated record